UGGAAUGUGCCAGAGUGGGUAGUCUUGCGCAAUGGAAGCAGAGGCUGCUGCCCAGGCAUUCUUUCAGGCACCCACAGGGAAGGCAAACGCCCCCAUGGAGCUCCCAGAGUUAACACCCAGGACUGCUUCCGUGCCUCCUCCCACUGGCUUCACAUGGAACAAUACCACCUCCAGCUGCUCAGAGAGUGCUGACUUCCAGUACCUCCUCUUUCCUCUGGUCUACAGCCUGGUCUUCGUCCUGGGUCUGGCUGGGAAUCUCUUUGUUUUGGGUUACUUCCUCCGGACCAAGUCGUCCACUGCGCCAGCCAAUGUCUUCCUGGUGAACCUGGCCACCAUCGACCUGCUCUUCGUGCUGACGUUGCCCUUCCGCAUCGUGUACCACGCGCUCCACAAUGACUGGAUCUUUGGGGAGGCCCUCUGCAAAAUCACGGGCAGCCUCUUCUUCGCCAACCUCUACGGCAGCUCCCUCUUCCUGGCCUGCAUCUGCCUGGAGCGCUACGUGGCUGUGGUGCACCCCCUGCGGCACCUGCAGUUCCGGCAGCUCCGGCACCGCGUGGGUGCGGCCCUGGUGGUCUGGGUGCUGCUGGUGGCGGCCAUCAUGUACCUGACGCUUCGUGGGCCCCUGACAAGCUCCUUUGCUGACGGCCGCACCGCCUGCCUUGAGAACUUCUCCUCCAGGUCCUGGAAGGGCCGCAUCUCCAGCGUCAGCAUCUUUGCGGCUGUGGUUGGUUUCCUGCUGCCCCUCCUUCUGAUCGGCGUGUGCUACCCACUGAUUGCCUGGAGACUCCUGGCCUCCCCUGGGAUGCAGCCUGGCUCACGGGCGGUGCGGCGCAAGGCGCUGCGGACGGUGCUCGUGGUCCUCGGGGUUUUCCUGGUCUGCUUCGCCCCCUACCACCUGGUACAGGUGGUCCACACCCUGGGCCGUGUGGGAGUCUUGGGUGGGUGCUCCCUCAUUCGCACUACCUACAUUGCCCGGCGCAUCACCAUGGCGCUCACAAGCCUCAACGCCUGCCUGGAUCCCUUAGUCUACUACUUCGCAGCAGAGCGCUUCUCCCGGCAGCCGGACUGGUGGAAAUCCGCUUGCUGCUGCCAGCGUGCCAGGGGGUGCCAGCAGUCCCCGCAGCUGCACGAGCUGGCCUCUGCCAAGACCGCCUCUUCUGGGGAGAGCACCUUGCCGAACACGGAGUAGUGGGCAAAGGGGGGCUUCCCGCUGGCUGGCUUGUCUCCCACUCCGCGGAAAUUUUCUUAGCCUUGCAUCAAAGUUGCCCAAGUGUGAGCUUGUCUGACGUGCGUGAAGGAGGAAGAGGCUGAGGAAAGGGAUGCAAGUUUUUUUUUCCGAUUUAUAUCCUGCCUUUUUCCUACAAAGGGCUCAAGGCAGCUUACAUCCUUCUCCUCCUCCAUCUUAUCCCCACAACAACAACCCUGUGAGGUAGGCUGGGCCGAGAGUCUGUGACUGGCCCAAAGUCACCCAGUGGGCUCCAUGGCUUUGCUUUUCUCAAGCCCCCUGUAGCUGCAUUCCCUUUUUUGCAGGACUUCAGCUUUUCAUCCCUGGCAUAAAGGUUUGUGCCGGGCGGAAGACCCAGGAAACUGCACAGACGGCAUUGCAACACUAUCCAGCUUUCUGGAAAGAGACUGCUUCCCUGUCCCCAUGCCUUUGCGUACAUUUAUUACUUGUGUGUACAAUCUGAAUGUUUGCACUGAAGUGUGUGGAGUGCAGAUUUUAACACGCAUGUGGGCCCUGGCUGGGCCUUCCACACCACAUUAGAGUAAUCUUUGCACAAUUUCUGGAGGCAACAAUAGUGCUUGCUUAUUUGUGUUCACCCAUUUACAAGGAGGUUGCUUUUUCAGUUUUAUAUACGAACUUAAGGAAGAUAUGCAGUGUUAAAGAAAUCACUCUGAAAAGA
Messenger RNA from Varanus komodoensis (Komodo dragon), 1904 nucleotides. Its product is annotated as lysophosphatidic acid receptor 6-like. The transcript is spliced from 2 exons. Gene Ontology annotation, biological process: G protein-coupled receptor signaling pathway. Lineage: Eukaryota; Metazoa; Chordata; Lepidosauria; Squamata; Varanidae. The record is from RefSeq and is a predicted model, not a curated record. Gene Ontology annotation, cellular component: membrane. Bases 32 to 1189 code for a protein of 385 amino acids. Gene Ontology annotation, molecular function: oxysterol binding; G protein-coupled receptor activity.